This is a messenger RNA of Ictalurus punctatus (channel catfish), 6600 nucleotides long. RefSeq names its product RP1 axonemal microtubule associated (gene rp1). The record is from RefSeq and is a predicted model, not a curated record. NCBI's taxonomy places the organism in Eukaryota, Metazoa, Chordata, Actinopteri, Siluriformes, Ictaluridae. The coding region runs from base 317 to 6391 and encodes 2024 amino acids. Gene Ontology annotation, biological process: intracellular signal transduction; photoreceptor cell development; axoneme assembly. The transcript is spliced from 3 exons. Gene Ontology annotation, cellular component: axoneme.
CCCAACCCCCCAACCCCUUCUGGCUACUCAAAUAACUGUCGCUGGUUAUAUGAAUAUUAUAAAACCCAAGAACAGGCACAAAAAUUUAAGUGGGAAGACCAUCCAACAAUUAUACACAAGAUCUAUGCAUGAAUAGAUAAAUAUAGAGAUGACAAGGUAAUGUAGCAACUGCUUGAGGCACUUGUUCAAUGCUGCUCAUUUUUCAGAAAUAAUGGACAAAAAUAAUAAAAAUAAUAAGUUUUGAAAGAGGUUCAUUUAUUUAAAUGUGUUUCUCUUUUUCUUUUUUUUCUUUUUUUAAUAGUAGAUCUGAUUGACCAUGAAUACCCCUCCCCAUCAUGAUCCACAACAGCCAGAUGUUUUCUUGGGGAGCAUGCAGACUCCACUGUCCAGACCCCAACUUGCAUCCAAAGACUCAAAGAGAGUUUGUUUUUACAAGAGUGGAGACCCGAAGUUUUCUGGACACUGGGUAGUCAUCAACAGUCGUACGUUCAAGACUUUUGAUGCCCUGCUGGACGCCCUUUCAAACAAAGUGCCUCUACCGUUUGGGGUGCGCACCAUCACAACACCCAAAGGUACACACGCGAUCCGGAGCUUAGACAAUCUGCAGCACGGGGCCUCUUAUGUGUGCUCAGAUCAAAGAAAGGUCAAACCCCUGAACCUGGAUGAUAUCAACCAGAGACAUGUCCCCUGGAACAGCACCAGACCUACUAGCGGAGGACGUCAGGGACGCAGAGGCCUGAUCCGGCAGCUGGUAAAGAAGAAUGAACUAGGCAGGAUGGCAAAAAUGGCUGAAAGUACUGUGACAGUGAGGACACCAAAAAGGCUCGUGGUUCUUAAAAACAGGGAUCCCAGCACUAAACGCAUAGUUGUUUUGCAGAGGAGGACAGCUCCGACUUUUGAGGCGCUCUUGGAAUACCUUUCCCAAGUGAUGCAGUUCCCUGUGGUUAAGCUAUACACCGCCGAUGGCAGGCGAGUUGAAGGUCUGUCGGCCCUGAUCCUGUGCUCUGGUGUCAUCGUAGCAGCUGGUAACGAACCCUUUCAGCCGGCUAACUUCAAUCUCCAAGCAUCCGCUCAACCCUCACACUCAGUCAUGUCUGAAGCCACGGGGCCAACAAAGACACAGCCAUUGCCACAAGUCCAACAAAAAUCAGUUAGACCAAGAUCAAGAAAUUUCUCAUUAUCAUCAGAAAGAUAUUUUGUAAAUCAGAUCAACAUGUCGCUAAACGGAAGUCACUCCCAGGAGAAUGACGUGAAAUCGGGAUCGACGGCGAGCGUGAACAACCGAGCACUAGAAUCAGAAGAGAUGGAGAAACGUGACUUCGUGUCUGGUAUCGAGGAAGACGAUCGCUUAAUUAAACCUUCAGAUGAUGAGAUUGAGAAAUCGUUCCGUGUGAACCAGGACGGCAGCAUGACCGUGGAGAUGAAAGUCCGUCUCACUAUAAAGCAAGAGGAGAUGAUUCACUGGACCACCACAGUGAGUCGAGCCUGUGUUAAUAGCCAGGAGAUGGCAGCGUUCUCACAACCAGUCUCAAGCUACAACUCCCCAGAUAAUAAAAACAAUAAUAACAACAGAACACGAGAGUCAAAGAUAGAUGGCUAUGAAUCUAAAGAUGAGAAUACGCAAACCUAUAAAGCAAUCAAAUUCAACAAGGAAGGAGAAAAUCACCGUGAAAGCGCUACUUCUGAGGCCUCGGAAAAUCCAAAACCGUGUUUCAGGAGGCGGCCUACUCCGGGACCUAGGCGUGUCGGAAGGAACGAAACUUCAGUGGAGAAUAUAAAGAAGCUAUCACAGACUGCUGUUCAGGAAAGCACGGUUGGUGCAUACUCAUAUGUGGAACACACAUCUGAAGGUGAGCUAUUAGAAGGGUACUGUGUUGUCAGUCAUAGCAGCUCUAGCAGUACAAGACCUGUACCAAAACCCAGGAAGAAAAAUUUAGUGGAAGCCAAGCAUAAUAAGACUCACUCCUCUCGCUCAGGGAUCGCAGCGGCUCUUCAGCUGCACAACAAAGGAAAAGAGGUUACAGAAACUGUCAUGCAGAUUCAUCGGUCACAGGAUACCUGUGAAAACUGUUUCGCAAAAACUUGGGCUGAUGCGGAUGACAGGUUGGUAUCGGUGUCUCGAGAACACAAAAAGUCAGGCUCAACUGAAUCAGGGCCUCGAUCUUCAAGCAAUGCCUGUGACACCGAUCUUACCAAACUGUCUCUGAGUUCUGGUCCUGGGAAUGCUAGGAACAAUGAACUCUUAUCUUUGCUGUCUGGCCACUCGGACCUUUCGCAAACAAAAAGCAACAGUGCAUCCUCCUUCACCGACUAUGAAAAUCAAGCUAGGUGUGACUCCUCCGACAAAGGACUGGAGAUAUCCCCUAAAAAGCACUCUGAAAACAAAAGAGUUCUUAGUAAGAAGAGUGAAAAGGCACCAAAAACUGAAAGGUCCAACAAAGGUGUGUUUCUGAAAAGCACUGUAAGAGACAAAAAGCAGAAAGGUAGCGUUCCAGACUUUUUAAAAGACCUAAAGAACGGCGAUUCUCCGGAAUCGCAGAGCCGCAAAGAAAGUGACAAACACGGGCAGAAGCUUAAAAAGAAAAAGAAAGGUCAGUCACCUUUCCGUCAUAGUAACGUGCUAAGGGGCACGUCUGAAAAUAUAAACUUAGGUCAUACGGACAUUCUAAGGCCUCGCAUUAAGGACAAAUUAGACGUCAUCCCGCCAUCUCAUUCAGCACCUUUCAAGAUUCUAACGAAGCAAAGGUCUGUGAAUGGCAGCAUAACAAAUUCUCCUAAACAGAGCAAGGAGUUGAGUGAAAGUGUUUCUAUGCCAGUGCUACAGUCAUCCCCCUGCAGUGUGCACCAGUAUGUGGAAAACUGGCUGGCAAACAUUCACUCGGAAUCAGCGCUCUAUACGGAUGAGUUAAACCUGCAUGAAUCUCGAGCUAGGUUCCAGAUCGAAAGUGAUUUCUCAGACGUUUCAGAAACGAGAGGGGAAUUAGACAGCGACAUUUUGGUGGAGAACUGUGCUGAAGGUUCUACUGUCAAGAAGCCAGUGUCUCGACCACUUGUGCAAAUUAGGUGUGAGGGAGAACCUGUGGAGACACAGAACCUGGGAAGAUUCUGUAAAUCAAUGCCAAGCGUGAGAAUGCAUGCUGCUGAACAGGAGAUUGGAACAAGAAAGAAUAAGUCUUCAGAGGACUUGCUUCCCAAAUUGCCAGAUGUAGGGAGUGAAAUAUCACCAAACACACAGAACUCUAGGUCAGUUAUGAAACAAGUUUCAGAGCAGUUAUGUUUAUCCAUCCAGUUUAUCAGAAGAGCCUGUAGUCAUUCUCAUCUAUCAUCCUUGAAGAAGAAUACAAAAUCCAGUAGCCUUCCCGACUUCUCAUCACAGUUAACCUCUGCUUUUGGCUCUCCAUCAAAGGCCCUUCUCUCCUUCCUGACGGUGAUGACACUGAGAGAUGGAAUCGCCAACUCUGCCAAUGAAGACUCGGGUUCUGACAAUGCUAAUAACUCAAGAAGCAAUCCAGAGGCUCUGCAGGUUAUGCAAUCCAUACAAAAACUGGCCAGCAUGGAGGAUGAAGAAGAGCUUAAGGCCAGCCUGGCAAGUCUCCGCAGUUCAACUUCUGCUCAGUUGAAGAAGAGCUGGAGCGAUUUCCAAGAGAGAAAUUAUAUCCAAGAAAGUCCCCUGCUGUCACCAAGACAGUCAGAGCAAGAGUUUGCUCUUGAGGUCGACUCAGAAGAGGGCUAUCAAGAUAAAGGGCCCGUUUUUGGUAUCACCGAGUUAAUGGACGAGCUAAACAUGUGUGAGGAUCUCCGCCGAGAGAUCUCCUCACUUGUUAGAGGUGAUUUGACCGAUUUCGAUAGAGCAAAACCCACUAAGGAACAUCCAGGUCAGGAAAACGAAACCACCAAUGUUGCCCUCAAGAACGAGGAUGCCACUACGAAGGAUGAUUUAAGAGGGCUCUUAGAGGAAGAAAGAAUAUAUUUAGAGGAGCGAGAACAUCAGUAUGAUUAUAUAACAAGCACCAAGCCUGCAGAUUUAUCCAAAGAAUCUGAAGAAGUACACCUACUUGAAUCAAGUUCCUAUAAGCCAACACUUCUGAGUAAAGAUAAAGCUAUGGGAGAAUCAGACCUAGUGAAAUAUGUCCAAAUUGAGGAUAUGUCUAACCAAAAAGGACUAGUUCCAUAUAUAACUGAAAUUGCAGAUGACGUUAAGACAAACCAGGAAAGGAAUGUGGAUAAUGAACCGAGCAACGCAGAUCUAUGUGAGGAGAAGCAGGAGAUGAUGGACAAUGUCCAAAUGAUUGAGGAAAAGUACACAGAAGAUGAGAUAAUCCAGGUUGAUGAGUUUCAGGUGCCAGAUUACAGUCCAUCUAAUCUAGAAGACAAAGUGAAAUGUAGAAGGCAAGAAAGUGUAGGUUGUACGCUCUCUGAAUCUGAACUGCUUUCUCCCACUUCGGAAACAGAGGGGAAAAAUGUCCGAUCGAAUUCUGAGGUGAUUGAUAACACCGUCAGGAAAAGGGGAGAUUGGACAGAUAGUUUAGAAGGAUGUGGCAUUCAUUCAAAGGCAGAAGACACCUACUUUGAAACCAAGGAGCAUCCUAAACAGCCAGAUAUAAUAUCAGAGACUGUAGAAGCACACCUUCCAAACAAUGACACUAUCCAAAUAGAAGAGAAGAAUGCAACACACGAAGAUGCUAGAUCGGAGGCAUCCGACUUUAGCGUAGAUGAAUCUGAUCCAUACGGUAAUGACGAUAAUGCCCUAAAGGAAGUCGAGAUUAACAAUGGCCAUGAAGUAACCAUGUGUAGCACAUCAGAAUGUGAAAAUCCAGCUGACGGACCGCACCAGUCUUCAGUGUCCGAUCAAGAGGAUGAACACUCUGACCAUUACAAGUCAGCACCAGAAACUGAACACGAGCUCCAGAAGUCAGAGGAGGGAAGUGUCACUGAGAAACAGGCUCAUAAUGCUAACGAGAAAGAUGAAGAAGCGGAUGAGGAUGAAGAUUUUGCUGCAGAACCAAACUCUCCUCUACACCUGCACCAUGAAGGUGAAUGUUCAGACCGCUCAGAGUCGUAUAAAGGCCGAGAAGCGAUAGGUGAACUCCAGAAAUCGGAGGGGGAUAGCGUUAGUAAGAAUGCAACUCGCCCUGCUGAGGAGAAAGAUGAUGAAACAGAUGGACAUGAUGACGAGCAGAGCAAUGCUUUAGAUACUCAGUCACAUCACUCCUUCUUGGAAGAUCCUUCAUCCCUGAGGAGGGACUCGUGCAACAGUGAGGAAAAACAUCAAGCCCAGUCAGUAGAUUCUGCAGGAACGGAAGAAGCAGAUACGGCUCACGAUUGUCAUUGUGCGCAUCCUACGGUGUUCCCCCAGCAACUGCUGGAUUUUAUCAACUUAGCACUGAUGUCCUCUGCUCUGAUUUUCGAAUAUGAUUCAAACGGCCGUCUCCGAAUCAAGCCAGACAGAUGCAGAAACAGAGCAACGUCUUCAUCUAAAAGCAAUAUAGACAAUCAGUAUGCUAGGAGAUGUCUUCCUAGUCCCAACACAUCUGACCUCUCUGAUUACAGGCCCGAUACUUCAGAUAGUGGAGGAGACCCGUCACAGUUUUCUACAGAUAUUUUAACCGAGAGUGGAGAGGAUGAUGCAGAGAGGCCGUUCAUUUACCAACGCACCGUGAAGCAAAGUUCUGAGAACAUCAACAGUCUUAGCUCUUUUCCUGACUCCAUGGUUAACAGUACUAUGCAGGUCCCAGUCUACUGCAACUCUUCAGACUCUAUUGGGAAUUCUGAGCUUGAACAAUGUCUAGCCUUUCUUGCAAAGGCUGACUCUGGGGAAGGAAUCCUGAUCGAUAAAGGCAGGUGGCUUCUUAAGGAGAAUCACCUCAUUCGUAGAUCUCCUCCUGUUCCGAUGGGAAUGUAUGAAAAUGUGGAUACAACGUCAGUUGACACAGGUCAAGAAAACACAAGCGAGGACGCCUCCUACGUACCUUGUGGGAGAAAACAGUCCCCACUAGCCGUCCUAUCGUCUUCUGAACUGGAAGACAUGGCCAAGCCCUCCACACCCAAGUGUACAUACUUCACCAUGGCUCACGGUAGUGACUCCGACCCUUUUCUGGAUAACCAGAGCAUUAGCAGUAACAAAGGGAAAGCUUUCAGUCGAAAAAGCAAGGCAGUAUCACCACUGGAAGAAACAUCAAAAAUGUCGGCAAAGAAAAAUGGAAGCCUCCCCUCUUUUACAUCCGUGGAUUUUAAACUGGCCACUGGGAAAGUCCAUCCAGCGGACGGCACGGCAGCUAGCGUGGUGGAGAAAUCUGCCAGAUCCCAGAGCUUAAGAUGCAACACACCACAUGAAGAAGAUUCAGUACAGGGGCUGAGUCUUAGAUGUGGACAGCAUUGCCCAAUACUGUAAACAGUAACUGUAUGUACAUACUUCUUAGUUUCCCCCUCUAUAUUAACGAACUGAAAUAUCGUAGGAGGAUCGAGAGAGUUUACCCCUCCACUUUGGUGCCUCCGUCAAAAAUAGUUAACUGAUAGUAAUGAUGAAAACUUGAAAGCAGUUUUAAACACUGAAUGAAACUAACAUUCGAACAUAAUUCAUAAUAAAACCGUGCCGAUGGA